Molecule: messenger RNA, 1935 nt
Organism: Perca flavescens (yellow perch)
Lineage: Eukaryota; Metazoa; Chordata; Actinopteri; Perciformes; Percidae
Gene: lrrc4ca
Product: leucine rich repeat containing 4C, genome duplicate a
Exons: 1
Coding region: 1-1935 (644 amino acids)
Biological process (GO): regulation of axonogenesis; synaptic membrane adhesion; modulation of chemical synaptic transmission
Cellular component (GO): glutamatergic synapse; plasma membrane; postsynaptic density membrane
Molecular function (GO): cell-cell adhesion mediator activity
Source: RefSeq, a predicted model, not a curated record
AUGUUAAACAAGAUGACCUCCUCUCAGCAGCAGCAGAUGAUGCGAGGUCCUAGGUGGAACCGGGCCUUGUCCGACCCUUUGUUUGUGGUGCUUCUGGCCCUGCAACUGCUGGUGGUGGCAGGGCUGGUACGUGCUCAGACAUGCCCCUCUGUCUGCUCCUGUAGUAACCAGUUCAGCAAAGUCAUCUGCACCCGACGAGGUUUGCGGGAAGUCCCUGAUGGCAUCUCUACCAACACACGCUACCUGAAUCUGCAAGAAAAUCUCAUUCAGGUCAUAAAGGUGGACAGCUUCAAGCACCUAAGACAUCUGGAGAUCCUGCAGCUGAGCAAAAACCACAUACGCAAAAUUGAGCUGGGGGCCUUCAAUGGACUGGCCAGCCUCAAUACCUUGGAGCUUUUUGAUAACCGUCUCACCACUAUCCCAAACGGGGCAUUUGAGUACCUGUCCAAACUAAAGGAGCUUUGGCUGAGGAAUAACCCCAUCGAGAGCAUUCCCUCCUAUGCUUUUAACAGAGUGCCCUCGUUAAGGCGUUUGGACCUUGGGGAGCUCAAACGGCUCUCCUACAUAUCUGAGGGGGCCUUUGAAGGGCUGAGCAACCUGCGCUACUUAAAUCUGGGAAUGUGCAAUCUGAAGGAAAUUCCCAACCUUAUUCCCCUGGUGAAGCUGGAUGAACUGGAGAUGUCGGGGAACCAGCUAGCUGUCAUCCGACCUGGCUCUUUUAAAGGGCUCAUCCAUUUGCAGAAGCUAUGGAUGAUGCAUGCACAGAUCCAGACCAUAGAAAGGAACUCUUUUGAUGACCUGCAGUCACUAGUGGAGCUCAAUCUAGCCCAUAACAACCUUACCCUCUUGCCCCAUGAUCUCUUCACUCCUUUACAUCACCUGGAGAGAGUGCACUUGCACCACAACCCGUGGAAUUGUAACUGUGACAUACUCUGGCUAAGCUGGUGGCUUAAGGAGAUGGUGCCAGCAAACACCAGCUGCUGUGCCCGCUGCAGCUCACCAACCCAGCAUAAGGGACGAUACAUUGGCGAGUUGGACCAGAACUACUUUCACUGUUAUGCUCCUGUUAUUGUGGAGCCUCCCGCAGACCUAAAUGUGACAGAGGGAAGCGCUGCAGAGUUGAAAUGCAGAGCCAGCUCAUUGACCUCUGUAAGCUGGAUUACACCCAAUGGUUCCAUCAUGACACACGGUGCUUACAAGAUCAGAAUCUCUGUGCUGAAUGACGGCACUCUGAACUUCACCAAUGUUACCAUGCAGGACACAGGCACAUACACAUGUAUGGUCAGUAAUUCUGCAGGUAACACAACAGCAUCUGCCACACUCAAUGUGUCCUCUACAGAGAACAGCAGCUUCAGCUACUUCACCACAGUGACAGUGGAGACCAUAGAAACGCCACAUAAUGAAGGCUUCAUUAUGAAGGUGGGCCCCACACCCUCUGCUGGUACAUGGGAGUCUGUUUCACCCACCUCUACAACUACCACCACAGUCCGGACCCCGCUCUCCACCCGCGCCACAGAGAAGACUUACACAAUCCCUGUCACAGAGCUGGGUGGGGAGGGCUCGCUGAACGGCUUGGAUGAGGUAAUGAAGACGACCAAGAUCAUCAUUGGCUGCUUUGUUGCGAUCACACUCAUGGCAGCGGUCAUGCUAAUCAUCUUCUACAAGAUGCGCAAACAGCACCACCAGCAGAACCACCACGCACCCACACGCACCAUUGAGAUCAUCAAUGUGGACGAGGACUGUGUAACAGGAGGCCCGGGCAUGGAGGGCCACCUGACCCUGCCUCCUCUUGAGCACGAGCACCUCAACCACUAUAACACCUAUAAGACUGCAUACAACCAUGCCUCCACGAUCAACUCCAUACACAGCUCAGCGCACGAACCUUUGUUAAUCCGCGCCAGCUCAAAAGACAAUGUACAAGAGACCCAAAUCUAA